Messenger RNA from Paramormyrops kingsleyae, 2106 nucleotides. RefSeq names its product cytosolic thiouridylase subunit 2 homolog (S. pombe) (gene ctu2). The record is from RefSeq and is a predicted model, not a curated record. Gene Ontology annotation, cellular component: cytosol. Gene Ontology annotation, biological process: tRNA wobble position uridine thiolation. Gene Ontology annotation, molecular function: sulfurtransferase activity; tRNA binding. NCBI's taxonomy places the organism in Eukaryota, Metazoa, Chordata, Actinopteri, Osteoglossiformes, Mormyridae.
CUUUCCCUCGCUUUAAAUAAACUAUAGAAUCGUUGCCGCGUCACGGUCAGACUUGAACUUGACAAUGUCGAAUAUGAUCAUUUAAUCAAGCCACCAGGACAUAAUAAGAAAUCGCUUAUUUUUUUACUGUCAAGGAAAAGCAAACUGAUGGUUUUUCGAUGACACGUCAUGCGUCAUCAGACGGCGACGCUAGAUACCUUCUUGAAGAAAGCUGUCACGUUACUACGUGUGUGUAUUUAAAUAGGUUGUUGGGUACCGUUUUAUGAUUAUGUGUAACGAGUUUUAACAGUUUAUACGGUAUCUAAAUAUUGUAAGUAAAUUAGAACAAUUGCCAACGUCUGACCAUGUGUGAAAUAGACGAAAACUACGGCGAUAUCUUGGAAAAAAGCACGAUACCAUGCGUCUCUCAGAUGUGUAUGAAAUGUAAAUCGAACAGUGCUGCGCUGAUUAUCCGAGCUGGAGAUGCUUUUUGCCGAGGCUGCUUCAAGGAGUAUUUUGUGCAUAAGUUUCGCGCCAUGCUGGGAAAGAAUCGUCUCAUAUUUCCUGGUGAGAAGGUUCUCCUUGCCGUGUCCGGUGGUCCUGCCUCCAGCUCCAUGCUUGCGCAGGUCCAACAGGGUUUGAGCCAAGAUACGCCAAAGAAAUUAAGAUUUGUUCCUGGAAUAGUCUAUAUAGAUGAGGGAGGGGCUACUGGCCAGAGCAUGGAAGAGAGACAGAUGGCAAUUGCUCAGUUGAAGUCCAUAUUCCAAGCCACUGGCUUUCCCAUCCAUAUAGUCCACCUGGAGCAGGUGUUUAGUCUGCCAGGAUCCGUCCUGGAGGCUGCCUCACCAACCCCCACAGGGACCGAUGGGAGUUACAAGGGCGCUGUGGACCAGUACAUCCGGAAAGGCAGCACGGGUGGAGCCGGUCCGUCUGAAGAGCCGACCCAGCCCCGGGGUCACCCUGUGCUGGAUGUCCAGCAGCAUCUGGCCCAGCUGAGCACCAUGGAGGUGCCAUCUUCACAGCACUCCCAGGAGAUGCCAUCUUCACAGCAGUCCCAGGCCCUGGAGAUGCUGUUUUCUUCUGUGAGGACGCUCACCGCCCGAGAGGACUUGCUGAUGACCCUCAGGCACCACCUGAUCGUGCACACGGCGAGGACACAGAGCUACGCCAAGGUCAUGAUGGGGGACAGCUGCUCCCGACUGGCCGUCAAGCUGCUCGGCAACAUUGCUCUGGGUCGAGGGGCAUCGCUGGCCACAGAUACGGGCUUCUCAGACCCUCGCCACGGGGACAUCAUGCUCGUCCGGCCCAUGAGGGACUACACCUCGAAAGAGAUCGCCUUCUAUAACCGCAUGUUCGGCGUCGCGUCCGUUUUCAUCCCCAGCCUCGACACCAAGGUCUCUGAGAAGGCCAGCAUCCAGCACCUCACCGAGAGCUUCGUCACCAGACUGCAGACCGACUUCCCCUCCACCGUCAGCACCAUCUACAGGACAAGUGAAAAGCUUCAAACGGCCUGUGGGCCCCAGGACCGCGAUGCUGGGCUGACUGCCCGGUGCCUCCUGUGCAUGUGCCCGUUGGACACCACAUCUGACAAGUCCUCCGCCUUCCAUGCCACCCUGGUGUCAGAGAAGCUCUCCCAGAAGCUCCCUUCCGAGGCGGCUCCACCCAAACAGGGCUGCCUCUCCUCCACGGGGCGGCAGGGCAAAGAUUGCGGGGCACUGACAGAUGGAUGCUGCUCCUCUGACAGGACGGGCCGCGUCCCGGAGCUUGGGAGCCUGCUUUGCUACAGCUGCAGACUGACCAUCAAAGACACGGCGGCUGUCGACAGCCUGCCCCCCUAUAUUUUAACCGAAGCGACACGCCGGAUGCAAAGGUCCCAGAUGAGGGAGGAGAUCGCUGAAUUCCUGUUGGAGGAGGAUGACGGCUGAGGACUCCCUGAGGAAAGCUGGGACAGUUCAGAGGCCGUUUCCUUGGACUUUCUGUGUCUGGCGUCAUUUGGAUCUUUGUGGUGUGGGGUCAGGAGGCACAAGUCCGGCACCAACAGGGGAGAGUGUUAAACUAUGCAUUUAAAUUCCAGAGUGCGCUUCAGUUACUUUUGUAAAACCAAUUAAAUAUUGCUGCAUUGUACCA